UAAAUUUCUAAGAGCCUUUAGUCCUGCCAAUGCUUCAACAAAAUAUCCAAAAUAUCCUUGCCUUUUGCAAUCCCUCUUCCUCACAGGCUCUGAGUUGGUAUCAUUUUCCCAGUUUUUGAUGAUACUAUAUGAAUAACUUUGACGGGGUAGAGACUGAAGUAUCUUAAAUACCAUCCCAUAGUCAUUGCACAGAUGUCAUGUUAUUCUUCUUCUCCCUACCCUUCAAUCAUAAUUAGUACUACUCCUUAUUGGUAAUUCCAAAUAUAUGUGAAUAUUGUUGUAUAAUAUGAGACAUUUGAGGAUGUGUUAGUAUGUGCAGUUCUUUUAUUGACACAAAUAAUCAUUUACAAAAGCCACCUUGAAUAUAGUCAUCUCCAUUGUUUAUGCUUUUCUUCGUAAAUAAAAAUAGUUUUCCAUGCUUGAUGAGGUUGAUGAAAGAGUUUAAGUGCCUAUAUGAUAUUAUUUGCAAGGACUAUUAAUUUUAUGUCUUUAUAAGACCCAGCACUUCCAAAAGCAUCUUAAAUUUCUCACCUAUUUGUCCAUAGGGUAUUGUCCCAACUUGGUUUGCUGUAUAUAAAUGUGGUAUACAAAUGUACCACAUAAAAGGUGUCAUAUAAGCUUAGUUUAUACUUUUAAAAGUUGUAGGUGCUAAGACAAUUACUAUUAUGUAUGCUUCCCAGCUUAUGAGUGGCAGGCUUGUCAAUGCGUCUUUUACUGGAAGAAAGACCAAGUAGUCUCUUUUUGGUCACUCAUGAGGAUGUUGUUAACAUUCAUAAGAAAUCUCACAUUAUUACCUCCAAAAGCAAGCUUUUAAUGCAAUCACAUGCAGAUACGGAAUUUGACAUACAAAUUUGGGGAAAUGAUGAAGGCAUGUAGUUCAUACAAGGUAUUAUACUGGUGUGAAGACCAUCAUGGUUUGUGUUUUUUCACCUCUAUGCAGGCUUAUGCCCAACAACUAUCAGAAUGUUCUAGCUUUUAUUUUUGCCAUUGAAGAGAUCAAUAAAAAUCCUUGUCUUUUACCCAACAUAUCUCUGGGAUACGAAUUCCACAAUUUCAUGCACAGCCACUGGAGGGUGUUGGAGAGCUCCCUCAUUUUGCUCACAGGACAGGAUGAGAUCCCUAAUUACACCUGUAGGAGACAAAGCAAUUCCAUAGCUGUACUAACAGGAACAUCAUGGGCAACAGCUGCUCAAAUUGGGACCCUGCUGGAACUCUACAAAUUUCCACAGCUUACCUUUGGCUGUUUUGAUCCUAUGCUAAGUGAAAAUGCAGAGUUUUCUUCUCUGUAUCAGACGGCCCCAAAGGACACAUCUCUGGCUCUUGGCAUGGUCUCUUUGAUGCUUUAUUUUGGCUGGACAUGGGUGGGGCUGGUCAUCACAGAAGGUCAGAAAGGUCAUCAGUUUCUAUCAGAUGUGAAAACUGAGAUGAACAGAAACAAAGUCCGUGUGGCAUUUGUGAAAAUGAUCUCGAAUGCAGUCUUGUCGGUUCUUGCUCAUGCACAGCAACAUGAUUUCCUGACCAGGGAGACAUCACCAGUAAACGUGGGUAUCAUUUACUAUGACACCAAGAGCUUGAAUGAUGUGAACUAUAAUAUUGGACAGUAUCGAAUGACAUGGACUGUCUGGAUCACAAACUCACAGUGGCAUGCAGAUAUGCCUGGAAGAAACUUUAUACUUGAGUCAUUCCAUGGGACUCUCAUUUUUGCAAAGCAUCACAAGGAGAUUCGUGGUUUCCAAAAGUUUAUUCAGGCUGUGAACCCUUCCAUGUAUCCAGAAGACAAUUUCCUCACUCUAUUUUGGUAUGAUCAUUUUCAUUGCUCAGUGGCUGAUUCUGACUGUAAGUUGAAGAACUGUACACCUAAUGCAUCUCUGGCAUGGUUGCCUGGGAAUCGUUUUGAUAUGACCAUGAAUGAUGACAGUUACAAUAUAUACAAUGCUGUGUAUGCCAUGGCCCACGCACUCCAUGAGAUGCUUCUUCAGCAAGUACAAAGGCAAUCAAUGGGCCAUAGGGAAGGAAUACAGAUUUCCCCCUGGCAGCUUCACCACUAUUUGAAGAAUGUUCAAGUUAACAAUCCUGCUGGAGAUCAAGUGAAUUUAGACAAUAAAAGGAAGCUGGAUGCGGAGUAUGACAUUUUCAACUUUUGGAAUUUUCCAGAAGGCCUUAGACUUAAGGUCAAAGUAGGAUCAUUUUCCUCACAUGUUUUACAUAAUCAACAAUUGUCUUUAUCUGAGGACAUGAUAGAGUGGGCCACAGGAAUUACAGAGACACCCCGCUCUGUAUGCAGUGAGAGUUGCAAUCCGGGAUUCCGAAAGUCCUCUCAGGAGGGAAAGAUGGCCUGUUGUUUUGAUUGCACCCCUUGCCCGGAAAAUGAGAUUGCCAAUGACACAGAUAUGGAAGAAUGUGUGAAGUGCCCAGAUCACCAGUAUGCUGAUAUCCAUCACAAGCACUGCGUCCAAAAAUCUGUGACUUUCCUGGCUUAUGAAGACUCCUUAGGGAGGGCUCUGGCAGGCACAGCCCUGAGCCUCACUAUUCUCACAGUUGCUAUUCUUGGGCUCUUUGUGAAGCACUGCAGUUCUCCCAUUGUCAAGGCCAAUAACCGAAGUCUCAGCUAUAUCUUGCUUCUCUCUCUGUCCUUCUGUUUUCUCUGUGCUUUGCUCUUCAUUGGCCGCCCUAAUACAGCCACUUGCAUCCUCCAGCAGGUCACAUUUGGAAUUGUGUUUACUGUGGCUGUUUCCACCAUCUUGGCCAAAACUAUUACUGUGGUUCUGGCCUUUAAGGUCACUACUCCAGACAGAAGGAUUAGGCAGUUCCUGGUGUCAGGGACACCUAACUGCAUCAUCCCCAUCUGCUCCCUGAUCCAAUUCACUCUCUGUGGAAUAUGGAUGGGGACAAGCCCACCCUUUAUUGACAGAGAUGCACACUUCGAACAUGGCUUCAUCAUUAUUGUAUGCAAUAAGGGCUCGCUCACUGCCUUCUACUGCAUGCUGGGAUACCUGGGCUUGCUGGCCUUAGUGAGCUUCACUGUGGCUUUCCUGGCCAGAAACCUGCCUGACACAUUCAAUGAAGCCAAGUUCAUCACAUUCAACAUGCUGGUGUUCUGCAGCGUCUGGGUCACCUUCCUCCCUGUAUACCACAGCACGAAGGGGAGGGUCAUGGUGGCCAUGGAGGUCUUCUCUAUCUUGGCAUCCAGUGCAGGAUUACUGGGCUGUAUCUUUGCCCCCAAGUGUUACAUUAUUUUAUUUAAAAAAGAUAGAUGUUCUUUGCAAGGGAUCAAAAUUAAAAUACAUUCUGGAAGUAAGUAGCCUUCUUAAGUUCACACAUACAGUUUC
This is a messenger RNA of Cavia porcellus (domestic guinea pig), 3329 nucleotides long. RefSeq names its product vomeronasal type-2 receptor 116-like. The record is from RefSeq and is a predicted model, not a curated record. NCBI's taxonomy places the organism in Eukaryota, Metazoa, Chordata, Mammalia, Rodentia, Caviidae. The transcript is spliced from 5 exons. Gene Ontology annotation, molecular function: G protein-coupled receptor activity. Gene Ontology annotation, biological process: G protein-coupled receptor signaling pathway. Gene Ontology annotation, cellular component: plasma membrane. The coding region runs from base 912 to 3302 and encodes 796 amino acids.